Messenger RNA from Epinephelus moara (kelp grouper), 4766 nucleotides. It is a transcript of the gene klhl22, whose product is annotated as kelch-like family member 22. The transcript is spliced from 7 exons. Gene Ontology annotation, molecular function: protein binding. NCBI's taxonomy places the organism in Eukaryota, Metazoa, Chordata, Actinopteri, Perciformes, Serranidae. The record is from RefSeq and is a predicted model, not a curated record. Gene Ontology annotation, cellular component: mitotic spindle; polar microtubule; Cul3-RING ubiquitin ligase complex. The coding region runs from base 576 to 2492 and encodes 638 amino acids. Gene Ontology annotation, biological process: proteasome-mediated ubiquitin-dependent protein catabolic process; positive regulation of TORC1 signaling; protein monoubiquitination.
AACAGACUUGUUUUGAUCUGUCAAAAAAUCAGGCGACUGUGCUAGUCAUUUCACACAGGAGUUGAUGUCACUGUGACCAAAGUGUAAACGCAAAACGGUUUGUUUUCGAUGAACACGAAGAUAUUUUCGUGCAGUCGUGUUGCCUCAGUUUUCCAGUGUCUUUAAGAGUCUGGCUCGGUGUUUUUAUAACGCGUUACAUCAGCUAGCAGGCUAACCUGCUGAUAGCAUGCUAGCUUACUGUAUGUUUUAACUAACUUGACGUUAGCUGACAACGCAGUAGCAGCUAGCUGCAGGACGACGGGAGGGCGUAUGUAUGUAGUUGUAUGCUUUCACGUUUUCUAAUUGCACUGUAGGCUAGAUACUGGCGUGAAUCUUGUGCGUAACUUGCUAUAGAUCUGUGACGUUAAUGUUACACUGACAUUUCCAGCAACUACCCUUCUUUAGCCGCUAGCUGCCCAGCCUGUUCCUUGUGUCCGUGUGUAUUUCUCUACAUGCCGACAGCAGUUGUGGCUUAAAUUUAUAACAACUAUGUGAAGAAAACUUAGAAUGGUGUUAGUACUGGACAGAUAACAGUGAUGAAGCCUGAACAUCAGCACCCUGCCAUGGCUGAGGAUGGAAAGCUGAGCCCAGUGGGAGGACGCGCUGGCUCAUCAGGCCGCCUGGGCCGACAGACCUACAAAAGUUCAGCCCAUUUCCGCAGCCUGCUGGACGGCCUGCUGGCUCUCAGACAAAGUGGCACUCUGUUUGAUGUGGUGCUGCUGGUGGAGGGUCGACCCAUCCAAGCCCACCGUAUACUUCUGGCAGCCUCUUGCGAUUAUUUUAGGGGAAUGUUUGCUGGAGGCCUUCGGGAGACACAGCAAAAGGAGAUCCCAAUUCAUGGAGUAUCCUACAUGGCCAUGAAGAAAAUACUUGACUACAUCUACACUUCAGAGAUCGAGUUAGACCUGGAGUGUGUGCAGGAAGUCCUGAUAGCUGCCACGCUAGUUCAGCUUGAGAUUGUCAUCGGCUUUUGCUGUGAUUUCCUUUUCUCCUGGCUGGACGAGAGCAACGUUUUAGAGGUCCAUAAUCUAGCUGAUCUGUAUGGACUGCAACAGCUUAAUGCCAGGAUCCACUCCUACAUCCUCAGGAACAUCCAGACUUUGUCUCGCACCGACGUGUACCGACAACUCCCCCAAGAUGUAGUCUUCAGAGCACUGAACAGUGACGAACUUCAGGUGAACAGUGAGAACGAGGCGUAUGAGGCGGCUCUUCACUACCACUACAGUCCUGUGCAGGUGGAAACUGACCAGGUCUACUUGCAGGUCAGUCCCAAGGACAAUCUCAAGAUGCUUGAUGCUGUCCGUUUCUGCCUGAUUGAGAAACACAUGUUGCAGAGGCUGUUUGGCAGACUGAACCAGUGUCCACUGAAGGAUUCUGUGUCUGCUGCCCUGCGGUACCAUGAGCAGGAGAUCUGGCAGCCUGUCCUGCAGAGCCCUCUCACCCAGCCACGUUCAACCCUCCACUGCAUAUUGGGCUUUGGGGGUAUGUUCACCUCCAGCUCCCUCACAGACAACGAGCAUUUGUUUCAGGUGUUCCAUCCGAGCUGGGGGGAGUGGAGGACACUCACUGCAGCUCACGCUCCCCGAAUGUCCAACCAGGGCAUUGCUGUGCUCAACAAUUUUGUUUAUCUAAUUGGAGGAGACAAGAACACCAGUGGGUUUCGUGCAGAGACCCGCUGCUGGAGGUACGACCCUCGCCACAACAGCUGGUGCGCCAUCCAGCCUCUGCAGCAGCAGCAUGCCGACCACUGUGUUUGUGUGUUGGGCAGCCAUAUUUAUGCCGUUGGAGGACGGGACUACAGCAAUGAGCUGGACACAGUGGAGCGCUAUGAUCCACACACCAACAUGUGGGAGUUUGUAUCACCCCUAAAGAGAGAGGUGUACGCCCACGCAGGAGCAGUGUUAGAUGGGAAAAUGUAUAUAACAUGCGGCCGUAGAGGGGUGGCGUACCUCAGAGAGACCUACAGUUUUGACCCUGUGGCCAAUCAUUGGACAGCAUGUGCUGAGGGGCCGGUGGAGCGGGCGUGGCACGGCAUGACUGCUGUCAACAGACGCAUUUAUGUUAUUGGUGGAAGCAAUGAUGAGCAUAGAUAUCGACGUGAUGUCCUGAAGGUGGCAUGCUUUGACCCUGAAGCCAACUCUUGGUCUUUACUGACCCCCCUCCCUGCAGGACAUGGAGAACCCGGCAUAGCCGUGCUGGACAGUCGCAUCUAUGUGCUGGGAGGACGCUCUCAUGACAAAGGCAACAGGAUGAAAUACGUUCACGUGUACAACACCGACACAGACGAGUGGGAGAAUGAGACGGAGUUUAAGGAGCGAGUCUCUGGCCUGGCAGCCUGCGUGGUGCUCAUGCCACCUGCUGUGAUCAACCAGGCCAGGGGCUGGGAGCAGCGUACCAAGGCCUCAUGGGAAGACGUGGACAUGGACAACUCAGAGGACUCUAGUGAGGACUGAAGCAGCUGUUUUGAACUCAAUGUCUGAGCACUGGAGACUGUCAUGCACUUUUCUGACAAAGCAUGUUGAAGAACAUGGAGGAUUAUUUUAUUUUAUUUUAUUUAUUUUUUUGUGGCAAUGCUUAUGAGAGCAUCGUGUCCUUUUUGCACGUGGACCACUAUGAGUGCCUCUGAACCAAAGUGUCAUUCAGGUUCAGGACAUUUGCACACCUUUUUGUUACUUUUGAAAUAUCUUCUUAGAUAAUCACACUCUGCCCGUGAAUACCUUCUAAUAUGCUACUGUCUGUCACUGAUCCCUCAUGAUUACCUGUCACUGUAGCUGCCUCUACAUUGUUUAUCAUAGAGAGAACCUCUGUAUCCUCAAGGGACAGGAAGCAGCGAGACUUCUGGCUAUGCAAUAACAUGGUAAUAGGAAUGAUUCUCAGCAGCCUGCGUUUUUUCUUUCAGGAUUUUUUGACAUAGGAUCUUCUGAAAUGUUGUUUAGACUUCAGAGAUUUACAGCCAGUGCUUACAUUUUAGCUAACUCGUUAAAGCUGAGAAUUAAAGGUCAGGUGUGUAGGAUCUAGUGGCAUCAAGCGGUGAGGUUGCAGAACCAGAACUUCUUCUGUGUGCCAAGCAUGUAGGAUAACUACGGAGGCAAAUGUGAAAACUGAACCGCCCUGUCUAGUGUCAGUAUUUGGUUUUUCCAAUCUAGGCUACUGUAGAACAACAUGGCGGACUCCAUUAAAGAAGACCUGCUCUGUAUGUGGACAUAAAUGACUCAGUCUAAGGUAUCAGGAACACAACUAUUCUCAUUUUCAGGUGAUUAUAAACUAAUAAAAACAUAGUUAUGAAUAUUAUUUACCAUUUCUGCCAAUAGAUGCCCCUAAAUCCUACACACUGGACCUUUAAAUUUAGUUCACAUCUCCACCUUUGUGGUUCCUGGUUAAUGCCAGUUACUGUAAUUAAGUUCUCUUCCCAUCCAAACUACUGAGUAAUCCUUAACUUGUUACAUUUUAACAUUGUGCCUUGUUUUGUGGUUACAUCCUGAACUUGUGUUGUGAAGUGUUUUUUUAUGUUUCCAUGUAUUCUGUUGGUGGAGAUGAGCCUUAGGUAUUGUGCCUCUGACAUCACAAUUUGUUUUGAUUUGUGUUUGUACCUGAAUGAAGAGGUGCCGCUGCUACAGGCUGAAGACCCCAGCUCAUGAUACGUUGCCAUGUCUGUGAAUCACUAACGAAUGUCGAGUCUUGAUAUUUCUGUGAUGAAAACCAAACCACUGUUGUAAUUAUUUUUGUGUCCUUUGUUGAACUUUCAUUCUCAAUAAGUUAUUGCAUUACUGAAUCCAAAGAGCACAAUGAGGGGUAGUUCUAGAAUAUUUCCAUUAGCUGAGUCGAGCUUUGCUUCAUGCUUCUGCUUGUUGCCUCAGUUAAUUGUUAUGCUGUUUAAUAUAAGCAUUUAGGAAGCUUAAUGACACCCGCUCCACUGUGUAUCACUUAUUACACUGUCAUAGGAAAAACUCCAGGAACAAUUCUGUUUUAAAGUGAACUUUUGUUUGUCAUUUAAUGAGAGUUAAGUGUUUAGGAAAAAAUGCAAUGUAUUAGAAGACACUGUCACACAAGAUAUGCAAACUUAGUAUCCUGUUCAUGACAUGAGUUUUGGAAUUUAAUAAAGAUAGUAAUAUAUGACUUUUGUCACGCAUGCACAAGUCAGUUGGGGUAUUUUAGUUUAGUUUUAGUUAGAUUUCUGUUGUGGAAAUGUAUGCAAAAAGGGCUUAGUUAAUGAGAUAAUGCCUCAUUAGCAUAUUUAAACAUGAACUAUUGCAAAACCUGUAAACAAAAAAAUAAUCGUCUUAAUGUUAGUAAUCAGUUGAGGGGAUUUCUAUGGUGAUAUUUACAUAUACCAACCUUUCUGCUGUUAUUCCUCUCUAUUUUCAAGGUUAUUACUGAGGGGUUUGUUCAUACAUCAUUCAUAGCCUGAUUUAUGGAGCAUUUUAUUCCUAAAACAUGCCAAAAAAAUGUUUUUUUUCUGAUUUAUGGAGUGACACAAAGAGAUAUCCACAAUCCCCACAGUAAAAGCCUUUGACUAUCAUGUCGACAAAAUGAAACAAUUAUAUUGAACCUGGCUUCAUCCAGGGUUAGGUUCUUUGUUGUGGAAAUGUAUGCAAAUCAGCAUACAUGUAUUUAAACAAUGCCUCAUGCCUCUGUUAAGACCAUUUAUUGUCAUUUUUCCUAUUUGGUGACUUCUGCAUUAAGAGUCUUCCUCUACUGGAUUGGAUGGAAAAAGAAUAAAAAACACA